AAGGAUUAUGCACUUUAUUCAUUUGAAAUAUUCCCGGUACAAAGUCAAUUCAGGAAGUGAAUUUAAAUUCCAUUUCAACUUAAAGGAUGAUAGAGAGAGAUAGAGAAAAAUAGAGGGAGGGGUCUGACUGGAUGGGUCCUUAAAAAGGAGAGGAGGGAGAGGAAGAACUCAACUCACAGGCAGGACAGAGAGAGAGAGAGAGACUAGAACUCAACUCACAGGCAGGACAGAGAGAGAGAGAGAGAGAGAGAGACUAGAACUCAACUCACAGGCAGGACAGACAGAGAGAAAAUAGUGAAAACCUUUGUAGAUCUCUGAAGAAGUGAAGCUACAACUGAAGACUUCAGAAGGAGACAAUCACCAUGGCGAUGUUGACCACUCUUCUGCUUCUCAGCGCUGUCUUUGCUCUGGGAGAUGCAAGGGGUAGCGGAGGGGAUCGGCAUAAUUCAGAGGAACACAUUCAUCCUCCGAAAGAUCGGUCUGAUUCAGACGAACACAUUCAUCAUCCGAAAGAUUGUUCUGAUUCAGAGGAACACAUUCAUCCUCCGAAAGAUUGUUCUGAUUCAGAGGAACACAUUCAUCCUCCGAAAGAUUGUUCUGAUUCAGACGAACACAUUCAUCCUCCGAAAGAUUGUUCUGAUUCAGACGAACACAUUCAUCAUCCGAAAGAUUGUUCUGAUUCAGACGAACACAUUCAUCAUCCGAAAGAUUGUUCUGAUUCAGACGAACACAUUCAUCAUCCGAAAGAUUGUUCUGAUUCAGAGGAACACAUUCAUCAUCCGAAAGAGUGGCAUCACAGAGUCUGCCCAAACGGCUGGCCCAGAUAUAAGACACACUGCUAUCACUACGUCCCCUUCAUGGCCACAUGGCCAGAGGCAGAGAGGAAAUGUUUGCGCUUGGGAGGUAACCUGGCUUCAGUGCACAGCCUUCCCCAGUAUCGUUUCCUUCAGUCUGUCAUCAGGAAGAGUACCAGGAAAGUCCAGCGCACCUGGAUAGGAGCCAACGACGCCAUCAAGGAGGGUCUCUGGCUGUGGAGCGACGGGUCCAGGUUUAACUACCAGAACUGGGGCCCGGGUCAACCCUCUAACUAUAACCAUGGUGUUAUUAAGGACAACACGAACGGCCGGGAGCAUUGCAUGGAGAUGAACUAUGGAGCUUCUCGUGGCCAGAACGAUGCCCCUUGCUGGUUUACAUUUCCCUUCCUGUGUUCCAGAAAGUUGUGAUGUCCACAUUUUGGAAGAGACGACGUUGGAGAAGCUCUCUAAAGAUGAGAUUGUUUUAAAUAAAGGCACCAUCUGCAAUGUUA
Molecule: messenger RNA, 1306 nt
Organism: Oncorhynchus nerka (sockeye salmon)
Lineage: Eukaryota; Metazoa; Chordata; Actinopteri; Salmoniformes; Salmonidae
Product: galactose-specific lectin nattectin-like
Exons: 7
Coding region: 363-1223 (286 amino acids)
Molecular function (GO): signaling receptor activity
Source: RefSeq, a predicted model, not a curated record